AUGCCUAUUACCUCUGACCUUUGCCCUGUGUGUGAGUUGGAAAGUGAAUCUCACUGCCACCUAUUCAUGGACUGCAUUUUCACUAAGAAACUUAUAGCUGAAAUCUGUUGCUGGUUUGGUGUUUUUUGUUGGAAAGCUCGUCGGGAAUUUCGAUCUCUUAAGGGCCUUAUAGUGCUGCAAGCACAUGUUCGUGGCCACUUGGUUAGAAGACAAGCUGUAUCUACUUUAUCCUGUGUGAAGGGAAUUGUUAAGUUCCAGACUCUAGUUCGACACCACAAGGGUGCUAUAUAUUCAAAUUUCAAAGGAGUUGGUACAUCUACUGAGGUCACGAGGCUGUCGAAAAAUGCAUUUGUUUCCAAUCUUCUUGAUUCAUUGCCUACUGCGGUUCCACUGCAUCUCCAGUAUGAUUCUAGAGAGCCUAACUCUGCAACCUUGUGGCUUGAACGUUGGACCAUCUCCCGUUUCUGGAAACCCUUUUCUGAACAAAAGGAAAACUCUGAAUUAAAAUCACGCAGGAAGCAUGAGAGCUCUCGAUCAAUAGAAACUGAACAAGACAAGUCAAAAAAAAGAUCGAGUAGACUAUCUAGUGCAAAAGUUGAAAUUGGAUCAGAUUCUGAAAAGCGCAAUCGUAACCCAAGGAAAGUUUUAAGUCUCCCUGUAAAUUCUGUUCAAGAACAUUCACAAAAUGAGACUCGUAAAGUUAAGACUAGUUUAAGAAAAGCUACUGAUCCCUCGAAGGAGCGUUCAGAUCAAUUUGAGGUUCAGAAUGCACAACCGAAACGCAAAAUGAGGAAGCCAUUAGGCUCUGCUGCUCCUGAUAUUUCAGAGCCUGAAGCUAAAGUUUGUGAUUCUACUGAGAAGUUGAAAGAUAUUGAGGUGGUAGCACCAAACCAAUCUGAACUCGAGGACUUGGAACUGCAUAAAUUUGAUAAUCCUGGUGAUAAUUGCCAAUCUUCCAUUAGUUUGCAGCCAAUAGAGAUUAUGGGGAAAAAUAAAGAUAUUAAAGAACUAAAUCAGGAGUUAAGCUGCAAGGAUGAUUGCAUACGCAAUGAUAGCCAGAAAACCAGUCAAAGAAGAGCUUCUUUGCCUCCAAAGUUUGACCCUCAAGAGAAUGUUGUACAUGACACACCGAAACUGCCUAGCUAUAUGGCUCCAACUGAAUCUGCAAAAGCUAGACUGAGAGGACAAGGUUCACCACGGCUUUCACGGGAUGUUGUUGAGAAAAAUGCUUUAUUGAGACGGCAUUCUUUGUCUUCAUCCACCAAUAGCAUGUUGACUUCACUCUCACCACGAGCAUCCAAGCUUGUUCAAGUAACAGGCAAAGGAGUGAUCAGAGGUGACAGAUCUUUGUCAUCUUCUAGAGAUGGUGGAGGGGGAUGUAUUCCUUUAACCUUGAUCACUCCUUCCCGUGCCUGAGUUUUAAUCAGAGAUGCAUACCUUGCAUAGUACUUAGUAUGGUGCCAUCAAAUGAGGAGUCCAUGGGCUUGUGGUUUACAAUCACUUGUAAAUUAUCCUUUUCUACUGGGCUGUAAAAUCUAAUGAUCUUUAAACUUAGUAUAAUGGGUGUGGCGCAGCCUAAUGAUUAUCUCCGAUAAUAAUUAUGUAUGACAUCUUAUUUGUUGAGAAUUGUAUGUAUUAUGAGCUCAAUCUAUUGUAUCAUGAAGAUUUUUCAGCAUAAGCAAAAGUGAGGUUUAUGAUGUUCUUAGGCAGUUAGGCUCUAUGACCCUGAGACUUUCAAGGAUAAUUUUCAGGAAAAAGUUUUAGGUGUCUUUGAAAAUACAUAUUUUCUUGUUCUCCACUUAUUACUUUUCUAAUUAACUACCGUGUUAUAAAGAUUGACAAUGACGAUCCAUCAUGAAUUUUUAUAAGGUGUUUGCUUUGUUCAUCUAUCUAUUAAUUUAUUUAAGAAAAAAUAGUGAGAAGAAGCCUACUUUUAUAGGUGGAGUAAUUUUUUUUUAA
This is a messenger RNA of Cannabis sativa, 1959 nucleotides long. RefSeq names its product protein IQ-DOMAIN 29. Lineage: Eukaryota; Viridiplantae; Streptophyta; Magnoliopsida; Rosales; Cannabaceae. Gene Ontology annotation, molecular function: protein binding. Bases 1 to 1416 code for a protein of 471 amino acids. The transcript has 5 exons. The record is from RefSeq and is a predicted model, not a curated record.